AUGUCCCGCACAAUGCACCGCACAAGGUCCUUGCUCCCUUCCUUGCUUGAGGAGACGAGAGAGGAGAUUGCUGGAUCUGGAAAUGGAGGUCAGCACCACCUACAGGACAAGAGUGCUGCUCCUCUCCGACUCUUCAAGGUUAAUGGUGUAUACCUGCUUCUGAGCUGCCAUGCAAAGACUCUGUUAUCUCUUGAAUUUAUCCACUGCCAACUUUAUCCUGCAGGCAUGGAUAAAGUUUGCAUUAGUCUUUGCCAGCCAGGUUCCCAAAACUACAAGUUCCAGUCCUUUUAUUCUGCCUUGGUCAUAAUGUUAAUUUUUCUGCCAUAUGUUAAAUUUGUUGUCAUAUGUAGGCCAUCAGAUAACUUGUGUAUGUUCAUCUAG
Molecule: messenger RNA, 381 nt
Organism: Triticum turgidum subsp. durum (durum wheat)
Lineage: Eukaryota; Viridiplantae; Streptophyta; Magnoliopsida; Poales; Poaceae
Source: the annotation of a GenBank genome assembly